GUUUUCUCGAUUUCUUUUUAUUUGUUCUUUUUGCUUGAUUUCUUGCUUUCCUUUCGAGUUCGGCUUUUUUUGGCCAGAGGGUGCCAAUAGGUAGGUAGGUAACCUCACAUUGCGAGGGGAUUGUUUCUCAUGAUAUAUUUUUACUCGUAGAUCCAGGUUUCUCAGUUCAGGUGAACUUCUUCGCUCCCGUGGCACCACUCUCUUAUAGCCAUUACCCCUUUCUUUGAACGAGAGCCGAGCACUGAACCUGAACCCAUCUGCUCACCCGCCACCCCUUAACCAACCACCAUGGACCCCCCACCAACAUUCAGCACCUUCGCCUGCAUCGGCACGGGCUUCUCGGGCAUCUGCCUCGGCGCGACCCUCGAGCGCUGGCACCAGCUCCUCAGCACCACCCCCCUCUCCACCAACACCAAAACCUCCCCCAACAACACCCCGCCAUCCCUCACCCUCUUCUCGCGCGACUCAGACCUCGGCGGCACCUGGACAGUCAGCCGGUACCCCGGCGCAGCCUGCGACGUUCCCAGCGCCUUGUACUCCUUCUCCUUCGCGCCCAACCCGCGCUGGACACGCGUCCUGCCCCCCGCGGGCGAGUUGCACGCCUACCUGUCCGGCGUGGCCGACCGCUACGGGGUGCGGGAGCGCAUGGUGUUUGGGGUGGAGAUCUACCGGUGCGUGGGGGGGGGGAAGGGGUUCGUGCAUGAGUGUCGGUUUUUGUUCUCCGGGGCGGGGCAUUUUACAAGGCCGAGGGAGUUGGGGAUUCAGGGGGUGGAGGGGUUUGAGGGCGAGGUUUUUCACUCCGGGCGGUGGAGGGAGGAUGUGGAUUUGAGGGGGAAGAGGGUGGUGGUGUUUGGGAAUGGGUGCACGGCGGCGCAGAUCGUGCCGGCGAUCGUUGGGCAGACAAGGCAUCUGACGCAGGUGGUGCGGUCGAAGCAUUGGGUGUAUCCGCCGAUUGAUAAGCGGAUGCCCAAGCCUGCGCGGGUGCUGCUCGGGCUGGUGCCGGGGCUGGCGACGGUGCAGCGGUUCUUGAUCUAUACCAUGGCUGAGAUCGACUGGAAGGGGUUCAAGUUGACAGAGGCCGGGGCGAGGUUCCGGAAGAACAAGAGGAAGGAGGUGGAGAGGUACAUGCGCCAGACGGCACCGGAGAAGUACCACGACAUCCUCAUCCCGGACUUUGAGAUUGGGUGCAAGCGGCGGAUCUUCGACACAAACUACCUCGAGACGCUCCACGCCGAGAACCUCACCCUGACAAACGAGGGCGUGGCCGAGAUCCUGCCCAACGGGAUCCGCAUGCAGAGUGGGAAGGUCAUUGAGGCGGACGUUAUUGUCAUGGCCAACGGUUUCAGCACCAACCAGUACCUCGGGGGCGUUGAGGUGGUCGGCCGUGGCGGUGAGACGCUCGAGGAGCACUGGGAGUCGUUCGGUGGGCCCGAGGCGUACAAUUGCACCUCUGUCAGCGGCUUCCCGAAUAUGUUCUUCCUCCUUGGCCCCAAUACCGCCACCGGACACACCUCGGCCAUCAUGGCCAUCGAAAACGCAGUAAACUUCUCGUUGCGCGUCCUCAGACCCGUCCUCGAAGGGCGCGCUGCUGUGGCUUGCCUCAAGCGGUCUGCCGAGGAAGAUUGGACCAACCGCCUGCAGACCUCCCUCAAAGACACCGUUUGGACCGGGUGCAACAACUGGUACACCCGCGGGCCCAAAGGCAAGGUGUGGAACGCCAUGACAUACCCAUGGAGCCAGGCGCGGUGCUGGUACGAGAGUCUGUUCCCCAGGUGGGAGGACUGGGAGUUUACUGGCAAAUCGGAGCCGGUCCUUGUGAAACGGCAUCGUGUUAGACUCUGGUUCCUAAACUUUGCCGUCCUAGUAGUCGGUGGCUUGUUUGCGUGGAUUAAGAGGAACCCAGACUCUCGGCUCGCCACGUUGGUCGCAGUACAGGCCGCAGCGCUACCUGCUUGGAAGACGUGGGCAUUGGAUUUGCUACCUAAGUUGCGUCAGAAUUAAUGCGUUAGGACCCAAGGGCUUACGAGGAUAAAAUGUAUCAAAAACCAAGGAACGUACGAUCGGGAUUGCAUUGUGUAAACUGACGGGAGAUUCGGUACCGCUUUGUUGAUAGAAAGAUGUUGGAUAGGUAGAUUUGGAUUGUUGCGUGUAAAAUAAAAAUAUCACUUACAGGAAACACA
Chaetomium fimeti is the source of this 2180-nucleotide messenger RNA. RefSeq lists its product as uncharacterized. The record is from RefSeq and is a predicted model, not a curated record. NCBI's taxonomy places the organism in Eukaryota, Fungi, Ascomycota, Sordariomycetes, Sordariales, Chaetomiaceae. Bases 289 to 2001 code for a protein of 570 amino acids. The transcript has 4 exons.